Nymphalis io (European peacock) is the source of this 595-nucleotide messenger RNA. RefSeq names its product ATPase inhibitor mai-2, mitochondrial-like. Lineage: Eukaryota; Metazoa; Arthropoda; Insecta; Lepidoptera; Nymphalidae. The transcript is spliced from 3 exons. The coding region runs from base 110 to 424 and encodes 104 amino acids. Gene Ontology annotation, biological process: negative regulation of ATP-dependent activity. Gene Ontology annotation, molecular function: ATPase inhibitor activity. Gene Ontology annotation, cellular component: mitochondrion. The record is from RefSeq and is a predicted model, not a curated record.
UCUAUGCCUUUAUAGUUCAUGACAUUUUGAAAGAAUUUAUUGGCAUUUGGCAAAUAGUCUUAAAUUUAAUUAUAUUCUUAGUUUCUGUCGAUUAUUAUUUUUAUAUAUCAUGAGUUUUAUCGCAAGAACCAGAACGCCAUUAUUGCGUGCAAUUUACAAUAUUAGAAUGUAUUCCGGAGAACCGGGAUCAGGAGCUGGAAAGGGUGGUGGUGGUGGUGGUGCCAUUCGUGAAGCUGGUGGCGCUUUUGGCAAGAUGGAAGCAGCCAGAGAAGAUGAAUUCUUUUACAAAAAGCAAAAAGAACAACUGGCAAAUCUUAAAGGUCAUUUAGACAAGGAAAUUUCCUUCCAUCAAGAACAGAUCAAACGUCAUGAGGAUGCUAUCAGACGUCACAAGGAACAAAUGGCUGAAAUGAACAACAAAUAGUUUUUGAUUCUAAACCUGAAAAGUCCUGUAGAUUAUCUGUAUUGUAUAACAUUAAAAAACUACUAUUAAAAUAUAAGAUGUGAAACAUUAUUGUUUAAGAUGUCCAUUUUUGCUUUUAUUUAAUUUAGUUACUAGUCUUGAGACAUCAAAUAUAUUUUACAGGCAUUAUAA